Molecule: messenger RNA, 2430 nt
Organism: Adineta steineri
Lineage: Eukaryota; Metazoa; Rotifera; Eurotatoria; Adinetida; Adinetidae
Source: the annotation of a GenBank genome assembly
AUGGCAUUCGGACAAAUUUCAUAUCAAGCAUCAAGAAAAGGUCAUAAACAACGAUAUGAUGAACAACAUCGUUCACGUUCGUAUGAUGAUUUACUAGUCGAGUUGGCAAAUGGUGGUCCACCCGGAAGUGUACGUCAACGUAUGCGUCAAGCUAAUUGGUCUAGUUUAGGAAGUCUUAAUAGUUUUGGUGAAUCAACAACAACACCACCAUCGUCUCAAGAACAUACAGGUGGUAGUAGUGGAAGUAAUACAAAUGGUAGUGGACAACAACGUGAAACAUUACAUAGUCGUUUUGAUUUUAAACAAACAUUAGGUAAAGGUACCUAUGGAAAAGUAAAAUUAGCAUUAGAUAAACGUAAGAAUGAACAAGUUGCAAUAAAAACAAUAAAAAAAUCACGUAUUGAAAAUCCCCAUGAUUUGGCAAGAAUACGUCGUGAAAUUGAUUUUAUGACAAGUCUUAAUCAUCCAUAUAUUAUUCGAAUAAAAGAAGUUUAUGAAAGUCGAGAAAAAAUUAUACUUGUGAUGGAAUAUGCAAGCGGUGGAGAAUUAUAUGAUUAUCUCAAUCGUAUGAAACGUAUACCAGAAUCUCAAGCACGAGCUAUUUUUCGACAGAUUGUUUCAGCUGUUCAUUUUCUUCAUAAAAAUCAAAUUGUUCAUAGAGAUCUUAAGUUAGAAAAUAUUCUUAUAGAUCAUAAUGGUGAUAUUAAAUUAGCUGAUUUUGGUUUGAGCAAUAAUUGGUCCCCACGUCGUCUAUUGCAUACGUUCUGUGGAUCUCCAUUAUAUGCUUCACCAGAAAUCGUUUCCGGUAUACCAUAUUAUGGUCCUGAAGUUGAUUGCUGGUCAUUGGGAGUUUUACUCUAUACACUUGUUUUUGGUUCUAUGCCAUUUCAAGGCGGUGAUUAUAAUCGACUUGUACGCAAUAUAACGUCAGGCGAAUUUAUACAACCUCGUGAACAAUCAGGCGCACUCGGUCUUAUACGUAAAUGUUUAACGGUAUUACCAUCAAAACGUUUCACUGUUGAUGAUGUUGCCGCUCAUUGGUGGGUUAAUCUUGGUUAUAAAUAUCCACCUGUUCAUUAUUAUUUGACACCGGCAAUGAAAAAAACUGGUCUAUUCAUCUCAUCACAUUUACCUGCAUUAACAUUCAAUGAAUCCAAUAAUAUAAAUGCUAUGGAAGCAAAUUCAAAAACUAUCGCAUCAUCUACACCUGGUUUCUCUCAUCAAUUUGCACAAAAUGGUGAUGUGACAGAUACACAAAAAAAUUAUCGACCAAUAUCAAAUGGUUAUCAUUCAAUACCACGAACACAUCGAUUAAAUAGCAAUAAUGAACGAACUUCAAAUCCAAGUCGACGGACAUCUAAAGAAAGACAUAAUGAUACGAAAUCAUCUAAAUAUCCUCCACGUGCAUUUUCACUUAUACAAUAUUGCUUGAAGCCAGAUGCUAAUACACGUGCUACAACAAAAGAUAUUCUUCGUCAUGAUUGGUUAGUACAUGGACCUGUUCUUUCUGUACGAUUAAAUUCAACAACAACAUCAUUAUCACUUCCAAUAACUGAUCAACAAAUAACAAAUGAUUAUGAUAAAAUUCGUUUACGUUCAAUGCCAAUAGUUGAAAAAACUUUAUCACCAACAAAUUCACUUGUUGAACUUGAACUUCAUACAAGUUCUUUUUUUGAUACAGCUCGAUUACGUGAUAAAACAACAGGAAAUAAAGAACAACAACGACGUAAUCGAGUUUCAGCUAUACCUAUACCUACACGUUAUCUUUCAUCCAAUAAUAAUAAUAAUGAUACAAAAAUAAAUUCAUCUUCAUUAACACGUCCACCAAAUCGACGACCAGUAAGUUUAACAUUUGAUGAUCAAUUUUCAAAUGAUGAUGCAUCAACAUUACAAUCAAUUAAUAUACGACAUUCACGACGAGCAAUUUCACCAACAUCAACGACAACAACACCACCAACACCAACGACAACAACAACUUCUGGAAGUACUGAUCGAUUUCAUACACAACGAUAUACUUUACCUGCAUCAUCGAAUUCAUCACGUCAUCGUUUUUCAACGGAUUUAGAUUCAGCAUUAAAUGAUUUUAAAUCUAGAGGAACAUAUAAAUAUACACCACCAAAAAAAUCUGUUGCACCAACUGUUUUUACUACUUCAACAAUUAAAUUUGCUCCAGCACCUAUUCGACGAAUGAGUCCAUUAAGAGAUCAAGAAGAUUGUUCAUCUUCACAUACAGCACAGCUAUUAAAUACUCUAACUUCUAAUCCGUCUUGUCAUAUUGAAGAUAGUAUUAAUCAUGCUACUACUAGUACUAAUAAUAAUAAUCGACAUUCAUUUUUAACUUCAUUUGAAUUACCAACCAAAUAUAAUCCAGAUAAAAAUCAUUUGCUAGAUGAUAACAAUAAUUUAGUUUCAUUAAAAGUAUAUGAUUAG